Molecule: messenger RNA, 531 nt
Organism: Lodderomyces parapsilosis
Lineage: Eukaryota; Fungi; Ascomycota; Pichiomycetes; Serinales; Debaryomycetaceae
Exons: 1
Coding region: 1-531 (176 amino acids)
Biological process (GO): positive regulation of DNA-templated transcription
Cellular component (GO): nucleus
Molecular function (GO): transcription coactivator activity; chromatin DNA binding
Source: RefSeq, a predicted model, not a curated record
AUGUCAAUUAAUGGAGUCGUAUUAAAACAAAAUUAUGCUCAGUACUUCUCUUCUAACGAAUUACCAUUUGAAGUCAGCAGCGAUGGGUUGGAGGUUCUAAAAUACAAAUCACCCACAUCAAGGCAGAAUCUAUCAAUUUCACUGACCAACAACAAUUCAUCAUCGAGACUAAAGAUAAAAGCGCAGGAUGGGUAUUUAUACCUUACAACCAAAAGAUUGAUAUUCAUCACUGCCCAGCUGGGUGAUGUUGAGUCUUUUGUGUUGGACUUGACAUUGGCACCGGUCUUACAAUUGAGCCACAAAUUGAAAGCUCCUUGGCUUGGAGUAAAUUAUUGGGAAUUUAUGUUCUAUAGCGCAAAGGAACCAAGCAUAGUGAGUGACGGGUUCCCCAAGAACGAAUAUUUCAAAGGAGAGAUCUACUUUCAAGAUGGUGGUUUGUAUGAUUUUGUUGAGAAACUCAAUUUUGUUUUGAAUGAUGUAGUCAAUAAUCGAGAAAUAGAUGACGAACUCCCCGCAUAUAGUGCCGCCUAG